AUGCGCCCCGGUCAGUUCGUCACCACGCCCAACAGUACAAACGGUGCACCGCCCCCAUUCGUGUCCGACGACGAUGAAUAUGACUUGUCUGGUCCCGUUCCCCUCGCAUCGCCGCCCCAACACCAUCUCAACACAUACCCGUACGCCGAACAUACUGCCCGUCAGACGUCAGACGAUCACACACUGGAAGAAAACCAUAACCUCGUCGAGCUACUAGAGGCUGCGACAGCUGCGGGUCAGGCAGCAUAUGCUAUGGAUACUGGAGAUGCUGUAACGGCGACUCUCCCAUUACAGGAUAGAGGCAAGAGAAAAAGAGGUAUUAGCCCCCCGGCCGAGGAUGCAUCGCAUCAUACCGGUAGGUCUGUCAACUCUAAGCGACUUAGAAGUGGUGGACCUACCGAUCCUCGGCUUCGGGACCAAGGCCAUAAUGUGCAGGGUGACUCUGUCAAUGACGCUGUACCGCCUUCCAGCGAGUCUCUGUUGAACGAUGCCCGUGCCGCAGGCGUACACUCAGCUGCUGCUCUCUUCCGCCGCUCCUCCGAAAGAACGUCUCGCAAGUACACACGGCCGCCAAUGUCAAAGCUGUUCAUGUCCCUCCAGCUUAGUCCUGAGAACUUCCUUCAGCUACAAGCUUUAGCAAAAGGCUACAUGCUCGACACAUCACACCCUGAGCGGCAGAGCUGCGUUGGAAACCGUGGUAAAGGCGAUACAGAUAUGGUCAAGUUGCGGCUCUUCAACUGUGUCCGGGACUUCCUGAACGAAGGCGUUGGCGAGCAGUUCUUUGGCGAAGAUGUGGAGAAGCCGGGCGAGAAGGACGCGAUUGAAGCUGCUCGCGCACUUGGAGAAGAUAAGACUCCUGAUGCCGGAGAAAGACUGACAUGGCCAAGGGACGGCAACAAGAUUAUUAGUCUCGUUACUCCGUUGAUGCGACGAAUGGUCACGAACGAGCGGCAGCGGCAGUAUGCGAUCGAGACCAGAAAAGGUGGCGCGAAGAAGAGAGACAAAGAAGCUAGUGCUGAAGCUACGCUUCAGCAAGGUGAUGACGAUACAGGACGUGGAGUCGAGCAGCAUCCACAACCGGUUUUCGAUCGUAACCUGGAUCAUCCUGCGCUGUCACAGCUGACAGCUUCGUCGACACGACGCACAACUGCAACGCCUCAGCUUUCUUUCCAGGGGAAGGAUGGAACGUCAGACUCCAGAGAAGCGGCAGAAUCCAACGCAACCACACAGCCAAAUUUGAAGUUGCCCACGACCAGCCCUACGGAACCCAAUCUCUCGCACAUCAACAUCUUCCUCGUACUUGCCUCAUCGAGCGGCAAACCAGGCAUCAAGCUCGACGAGAAGCGCAUCAUAGCCGAAUCACAAGCACACUUGGCAUGGUACGAUUACAACGACUUUAUGCGAGAGGUCACCUUCCUCCUCAAGGCCGCCAGAGACAGAUACCCUGAACUCGACGUGGGCAUAGGGUCUCCGGACGUUGAGCCCGGCACAGACAACCUUCGUGGACUCGCUGCUGCCGCCAAUGCACUGCAAACGGAGCAUGCUCUACACGGAAUAUCUUCCCCAAUCAACGGUCUCCCUCAAUCAUCCGAAGAUGACAACGCUUCUAUCCUUCCCACACCCACUUCAGCAGUGAGCACUCGCCCCGUGUUCCCUGUCGACAGUCAUGCGGAAACCAAGUCUCUUCCCCGUCACGCUAUCAAGUCUAUUGGUCCACAGGGAUGGCGUGACAUUCGCAAUGCGGAUGAUUGGUAUAGUGUGCUGAGGGAGAAGGCAUUUGCUGUUUGGGCUGAUGGUGUGUGCAAUGUGCUUGUUGAGCUUGUAGACGUUGCUGGGGUGGUGGGGUAA
Molecule: messenger RNA, 1848 nt
Organism: Alternaria ventricosa
Lineage: Eukaryota; Fungi; Ascomycota; Dothideomycetes; Pleosporales; Pleosporaceae
Exons: 2
Coding region: 1-1848 (615 amino acids)
Source: RefSeq, a predicted model, not a curated record